AUGGCAGGCCAUACGUCAACAACAACAGCUAGUUCAUCGGGAGGAAUGGACAAACGGCUCAUGAAAGCAGCCACAUCUGGUGCUUCCACGUCAAUGUAUGCCAUGGCUGCACUGGAUCCAAGCAUUCUUCUUGGAACAACUCCGCAAGGAAACACCUGCCUUCACAUUUCCUGCAUUUAUGGCCAUGAGGGAUUCUGCAAGGACGUGCUUGAACUGGAAGAGUCUCUCAUCAAGGCUGUAAACUUGGACGGGGAGACACCACUUAUCACCGCAGUGAGAAAUGGCCACGUCUCUUUGGCUUCUUUUUUACUCGGUCGACACUGCUCUGUGCUAGGAUCGAGGCAGCCAAUCCUGCAACAGGACAAGUACGGAUUUAAUGCACUGCACCAUGCCAUUUGUAGCGGCCACAAGGAUCUUUCACUGGAAUUGGUAACAGCAGAGCCUGCGCUGUCGCAAGCUGUGGGCAAGCACAAUGAGUCGCCGAUGUACUUCGCGGUGACGAGAAAUUUUACACAGGUUUUUGAGAAACUAAUUCAAAAUCCUUUGUCAGCUUGCUCGGGAGGUGAACAUGGUCGCAAUUGUCUACAUGCUGCUGUUAUGAAUGGAGAUCAAGAAUUUGUCAAAAUAAUUAUGAAGAAACGUCCUGAAUCGGCGAGAGAAGUCGACAAAUACCAAAAUACUCCAAUAGUACUUGCUGUACGAUACACCAAUAUUGACAUUUUACAAGUAAUGCUGGAAUAUGAUUCAACUCUUGGGUAUUUAAUAGGCAACAGCGGUUUUCCUCUGCUUAAUGAUGCGGCAUACCGAGGUCUGGUUGCUCCUGCUGAAAAGCUCCUGGAACACUGCCCCGAUGCUCCUUAUCUUGAACCAGAUGGUUUGACAUUGCUUCAUACAGCUGUAUCGCUUGAUCAUCCGGAGUUCGUUGAGUUUGUCCUUAGGACGCCAAUACUUCGCAAGCUUGUUAACGUGCAAGACCACAACGGAAGCACUGCUCUACAUUUGGCAGUCCGAAGAUGCAAUCCUAGAGUGGUUACUGCUUUAUUGUCACACGUGGAUAUAGAUUUAACAUUGCUUGAUGACAUAUGUAAUACAGCAGCCUGGGAACUGUCGAAAAUCAGCCUGAAUGCCAAGACUUUAAACUGGAAUGAAGUGGCCAUGCUUAUGUCGAAAGCUAAGCCACAUGAUGCUCCUGUUCUUCAUAAUCUUCACAUUCGUGUCAAGCGACGGACGACUGAUGCAUCAAGGCAGGAUGCAAAAUCACUAACUCAAACAUACACAAGCAACACUUCGUUAGUGGCGAUUCUUAUUGCGACUAUCACCUUUGCUGCUGCCUUCACCCUGCCAGGAGGAUACAGCAAUGAUGCAGGAAGCGAGGGACUUCCCAUCAUGUCUAGGAAGUUUGCAUUUCAGGCAUUCUUGAUUUCUGACGUCUUAGCAAUGUGCUCCUCAUUUGCUGUGGCCUUCAUAUGCAUUAUAGCAAAGUGGGAGGAUUAUGAGUUCUUGGUUUAUUACAGAUCCUUCACUAAGAAGCUCAUGUGGUUUGCAUACGUGACAACAACUACCGCCUUUUCAACUGGUUUAUACACGGUGCUAGCUCCAGGUGUCCACUGGUUAGCGAUUGCAAUUUGUCUUAUGGUAGCUUUACUGCCCAUUCUCACAAAGCUGCUGGGUGAAUGGCCUAUCUUGAAGCUCAGACUUAAGCUCGGUAAAGAUUUCAACUCUGAUUUUCUUGAUAUGGUCUGA
This is a messenger RNA of Triticum turgidum subsp. durum (durum wheat), 1743 nucleotides long. The record is from the annotation of a GenBank genome assembly. Lineage: Eukaryota; Viridiplantae; Streptophyta; Magnoliopsida; Poales; Poaceae.